Messenger RNA from Ceratosolen solmsi marchali, 8754 nucleotides. RefSeq names its product C-type lectin domain-containing protein bark beetle (gene bark). The record is from RefSeq and is a predicted model, not a curated record. Gene Ontology annotation, biological process: cell-cell junction maintenance. Bases 1 to 8691 code for a protein of 2896 amino acids. NCBI's taxonomy places the organism in Eukaryota, Metazoa, Arthropoda, Insecta, Hymenoptera, Agaonidae. Gene Ontology annotation, cellular component: membrane. The transcript has 30 exons.
AUGCGUGGCACGAGCCUAGCUGAUAAGAUAAGCCGGGGCUACACUUGCGUCAUGGACCGAUCGAUAUUGGGCCUGAGAGUUCGUAUGAAUCGCGUGCCACCGAUGGGCUGCAACGAGGUCGAAAUGGACGACUUCGUGUCGGGGGAGGAGAGGCAGCCGAUUGUGCUGACGAGUGCAGAAGGUCCGCCCGGUGGGACGGAGCCACGUACGGUCCGACUCGUCGAUGGCUCAAGUCCCCUCGAGGGUCGUUUACAGAUUCUCCACAAGGGAGAAUGGAGAUCCGUCUGUACCAACUCGAGAAACUGGACCCGGGCGGACCUCGAGACGGCCUGUCGGGAGCUCGGCUUCCAGGGCGGUCGCUGGUGGGGCUGGAUGGACCGGCAGUGGCCGGCGAGGCCGCGGUUGCUCUACGAGCAGCCCCAGUGCCGCGGCACCGAGUCAUCGCUGCAAAGUUGCGGCCGAUGGCCUUACAGGAUGCUCGGUGCCGGUGUAUGUGAUUACCAUCCGGAUCUUGGUAUAGCUUGCUCUCCGUAUCACGACGGUGCGACCAGCGCGAUCAAGCACUGGCGGGGAUUACGAUUCGAGGCCGCUCUUUACGACAGGCCUCUCAUUCAGGAGAAUACGCUCUACGUGCGCAGGUCCAAGUCCAUUCUCAAGCACGUAGAAAUUCGGCAUGCGGGGACCGGGCGUGAAUUCAACGUCACGUCGGCUUUGCACGUUGAAGGUGUCCCUCCUAGAAUGGAAGCCAUCUCGAUUAUCGGCUCGGCGUUUACCGGCAUUAACGUGACCAUUCCCGACGCACCAAUUGUAAUUUCCAACUGUACAAUCCAGAGUAAUAGAGGAUACGGAAUCUACAUGAAUAGCUCCACCGGCCAAGCGCAUAUUCAUAAUUGCGUAAUUGUAGACAACGAGGCCGACGGCAUUAAGUACGUACAUCAUGACGAGCGACCGGACGACAGGGCCGACCGGGCGGACGUAUACGAUCUCUGCACCUUCCCCAGGACGGCUAGCCAAACCUUACCCAUAACCAUAUCGCUCGAACAGAGCAAGUAUGCACCGAAUCAGAAGCGUUGCCCACAGCACAUUUUCACAACGGCAGGGCAUGUUCUGACCGUGCACUUUUUACAAAUGAAGACUGACCGAAACGAUAGUGCUGUCAUAGAAGUAUACGAUGGGAUAAGCACCGGAGAGAAAUUGUUGGCACGUGUCAGUGUCAGGAAUGGCACCCUACCACAAAGUGUCACUACUUCCAGAGAAAAUUUGUACAUUAAAUUUUUUGCCGAGCCACGCACUUCCAUGAUUGCUUUUCUGCGUCUUACGUCGGGUUACAAGAAAGCCUACGACCUGAACGUUACGAGCAGCACGAUAGCGGACAACAAUGGUCGCGGAAUAGCCGCGGAGAGGCUGCGUUCGGCCUUGCACAUAGACGAUACCUCGGUGUCGAACAACCGACACGUGGCCGGUGUCCACGUACUUGGUGGCGUGCCCGACGUCAACGUCACUGGUAGUCGCAUCGCCUUCAACAGGGGCGACGGCAUCAACAUCACAGUGACCGGCGGUAGCCGCAACAUCUCCCGGACGAGUAUCUCGUCUAACCGAGGCUAUGGCAUCGCCGUCUGGCUCAACGACAGCUCCACCAGCGAGUACGUGCACUUCAAUCAGACGACGGUCGUCGAGUACUCGGAGAUCUUCCGCAAUCACGAUAUUGGCAUCCUAGUGGGCAACGCAACCGGCAAUUCUUACGUCAACAUCACCGGCAAUUGGUUCAACAGCAGCUCCGAGACGGCCAUUCAAAUAGAAUCGAGCUGGCGCCACAAGCAGGGCGUCCUUAAGCUUCAGAUCGGCCACAACGUAUUCGUACAAAAUGCGAAACUCGGCAUCAAGCUCAGCCCGGCCCUCAACAUCGACGGUACCAUCGAGUACAAUCAUUUCCGUGAGCACACGUACGGCGGCAUCCUCGUACGUAAUCCCUUAUUCGAGGAGUUCAACAUACUACCGGCGGAUCUACUCAUUCAGCACAACGAGUUCUACGAUAAUCGGGGCUUCUUCGUCGCUAGCCUCGGCCUAUCACCGUACAGCGAUCUCCAGCGACUCCUAUUCACCCGCAACUUUCUCAGGGACAAUAAGGCCCGCGAGCCCUUCGACAACGGGGACGUGCAGGGCUCGCGCCUCGUUCCGCGAUCGAGGGUCUCGGCGGUGGUCGUUGUCUCGUCGAGUAACGUCCACGUCUUCCGAAACAUCCUGCAUAAUCCGGAGUCGACGUACGAGAUUGGCUCGCAUUUAGAGGAUCAGAGCAAAAUUAUCAACUGCACGUACAAUUGGCUGGGCUCCAGUGAGCAGUCAGAAAUAUUUGAGAGGCUUUUUCAUAGGAAGGACAGAUACAACCUGGCAAAGAUAGAUUACAUACCUUAUCUAUUACACAGCAGUAAUCCAGCAACUUACACGAUAAAUCCAAAUCCGACCUUCGUACCGCGCUUUCUCACACCGGGCACGAAUGUCGUGGGUGGGGAAGUCGAUGGCCAGGAGAUUCUCCAGGCCGGCGAGUACACGGUCAAGCGCGACAUAAACGUUCGCCCCGGAGGUAAACUAAUUCUUCAACCGGGUGUGACGUUGCGCUUCCCCCCGGCUGUCGGCAUCAUGGUCGCGGGUAAGCUCGACGCGCACGGCACCGGACCAAGCAACAUCCUCAUGACGCUCAAGGAGGAGAUCGUCAUCAUGUCCUCCGACAAUGACACGGCCAUGGACAUGGACAUGGACGAGAUGGCCCAGCUUGAAAAUAAUCCCAACGUCAAGAUGAGCGGACACGUUCCCGUCAGGUUACUCGGCGGCAAGACCAACCACGAGGGCAGACUGCAGGUACGAGUGGGCGACAAGUGGGGCACGGUUUGCAAUUACGGUUGGACGAUGCUGGACGCUGCGCUAAUUUGCCACCAACUGGGCUUGACCCUCGACCCCGAUAACUGGUUCAUGGAGCGAUCGCAGAUACCCAGCGCUGGGACCAACGAGGACAUCAUCCUCAGCAACGUCCAGUGUAACGAAGACGACGUGGAUGUGUCUCGCUGCAAGGCCGAAGGCAUGGACGAGUUCGAGAACUCGUGCACUCACGAGAACGAUGUUGGGGUGAGGUGCACCGAGGCUGCCUGGGCUGGCUUAAGACUCGGCCCCUUGGCCCUCAGGAGUGAUCUGCAAUAUCUCACUAUCGAGAGGGCAGGCUUGUUGGAUUACACAACCAGCUCGUUCAAGCCAGCUCUGCAGAUAGAUUUUGCCCGACACUCUCUGGAAGGGGUUAAGGUGAUAAAUAACCUUCAGGAUGGCCUGGGCAUCCUGUAUUCUGAUAUCUAUUCGGCGGACGCCGUCAACACUGUGCGCAACAGCGACUUUUCCAAUAACCGCGGCAGCGGCAUAAGUUUCAAGCAGCUGGGACUGCGCAUCUCGAGCUCGCGCUUGGAGAAUAACAAAAUCGCCGGCAUCAGGCACAACCCCGCCUUUUCGGCGGUACAACAACGGGAGUUCGCGGGCUGGUUCAUAAGCUCACCAGACACCUCCUUGGAUUCGAGUUACGAUCCCAUAAUAGUGCCAAGCCACGGUUCCGACAUCGAACUCUCGAUGGGCGAGACCAAGUACCUCGUCACCUCCAAGGUGUAUGGCGAGGCCAUCGACCGCUACCAUCACGUUCGAUGUACACCCGGAUAUGUUGUUGGUAUCCAGCUAUUAAAUCCCAUACAGAAUAGAAGUACCGAGCGAAUAAUUUUACAUGAUUCACAAAAUAUUAAACACCCUGGAAACUCCUGGCAUGUAAAGAGAGAUCUUACGGUAUUUCCGGUUGCCUCCAGUUCGUACAUUGUUGUGUUCGAGUAUCACAGCGGCGAGAAUGCAUUGGGUGGAACCGUCAUUGUGCUCACUGCACUUCCAGCACCCAUUCAGGAUAUAAAGAAUCGAAUAGUUCGCGGGCCGAUUCCGACUCUUCGAGUAUCGAAUACGAAAAUUCGCGGAAAUCGGCGAGGAAUCCUCGCCUCGUAUUAUAAUCGCUAUCUGGACGAAUGCGGCGAUCACUACCUUCGUAAAGCCAACGAAUCUUUACAAUUUAUUAAUUGCGAGAUAUCCCAUAAUUACGAGGAAGCAAUCUACGUUCAUUCGCCCCAUUGGAACGUUUUCAAUUCCAACAUUUCCGAAAUAGCAAUACAUAUAAACAACAGUCUCAUAACCGAUAACGGCCGGGGAAUGAUCCAGUACAGUCGGGACAUGCGUCAAUCCAACAACCUGUUCCACUGGAUCGUGAAGGACAGCACGAUCGAGCGGAACCAGGGUGGUGGCUUCGAGAUCGCAUUACCUUACGUCUGGCAGUAUAACGAGAAUUUCACCCACUCGAUCUACAUGGACAACAACACGUGGCAGGCGAACGAGCAAUUCGCCUUCGUCGUCGACGGACAUUACGCGAGCUUCAACAUGUCGCGCAACCGCUUCGACGGCAACCGCUGCAAAACCGGCCUUAUAUCCAUUCGCGGUAUGGAGAAACGCAUGAGGAUCGAGGCGAACAGUAUCGAGCACAACGUCGGGGCGUUCAUGCUGGAGUUCAGAGCCGACAGCCAGUCGGAGAUUCUCGGUGAAAUUGACGCGAGAUUCAUGUACAACGAGGUCAAGCAGAACAGUCGUGGCGCUGUCGCCAGUCGUGGCAUACAUCAGAUGUUCGACACACCGACCUAUGUCGUGGGUUUUAACGGUAUCCAGAAAGUGCGCGUGAACAGAAAUUUAUUUGGCGAAAAUUCUCUGGAUUACGAGCUACUUGCGGGCAUAAGAACCGCUAAAAUUAAUAACAAGGUCGACGUGUCAGAAAAUUGGUGGGGCACUGCCGAAGAUCUUCAGAUCAGGCAACGAAUUUUCGAUUUCGACGACUGGAACGACCACGCCGUGGCGGAUUUCCGCCCAUACUUAACGACUGAUUCUCUAGAUUCCUCGAUAUCUGCAUCUUGGGAGCCCAUAACCGAGAUAGAUUUAAAUAAUCUCGGAGGACGUAUCCUUGACAAUCUAUCCCUUUACUCGAGACCACAACCGUACGUCAUUCGCUCCGACAUAACUGUCAUGCCCGACGCCACACUACACAUAUAUCCGGACGUCGUUAUGGAAUUUGCUCCGAACGUUGGUAUUCUCGUACUGGGUACCCUGAAAGCCAUCGGUGCACCCGAUCACGAGAUCAUCAUGCGGCCGAUCCAAGAGAAAAACGAUAAACCCAUUACUCGGAAGAGGAGUGCAAAUUCUGAAACUAUUAGAUUGUGCAAAGAGGAGAAUUGCACCAAUGCUACAAAUGAAGGAUUCUUGGAGUAUUUUAAUCGAACAACUCUGCAAUGGAUACCGCUUUGCGAUAAACGUUUCACCGAACGGAAUGCACAAGUGGCCUGUCGUCAAUUAGGCUACGAACCAUUAAACGUUUACGUUUCAAGGGACCGACGAUACGAAUUGCACCCUGGAUCCCUAUCCAGAAUAUGGUCCUGGUCCGAACCUCUGCAGUGCACCGGAAAGGAGGAGAUUUUGGAAGACUGCCAGAUUCGAUUGAACGGCCAAUUGUUCGGUCAGCGCUACGAAUGUCCUUGGGACGGGAAAUUUGUAUUUCUGCAUUGUGGUCAGCGAAAUCUCGACUCGUCGCUCAAUUAUUGGGGCGGCAUACGCAUUGCCAAUAGCGAGUUCGAGCAUUACCUGUAUGAGUAUCGUAUUCACGACGUCGUGACUCACGAGACCGUUCGACGGGUUGAGUCAGUGGUCAAAUAUGUGAAUAUCACAGGCGCCGGAAUAUUGCACAACGAAAGGUCAGCGGCUAUUCAGUCGAUCAUAAAGUCACCCAGCGUAACCCGCGUGAACAUUGAUCGAAGCGCUUAUCAUGGCAUCAACGUUAUAUCGCCGACGCAUACGGUUGAAUUACUGUUCAAUCAAGUUAACAAUGUGCUCGGAAAUGGUAUCAAUAUUUUAUCACUGACGGGAGAAGGCCGUGAGGCCGACGAGAGCUCAUUCACUCCCUUGAAAGAUUUAAAUAUUCCAUACCAUUUAUUUAGCAUCGUUGAUAUCUGUGAUACUACCAAAGAAGUCACAAUAGAAGAGCGUGUACUAUUGUAUUACAAGUAUGACAACAACCCGGUGAACUGUGUGAAGAUCUUUCGUAGUAAUCAUCGCGCCAAGCCCUUUGGUUUUCGUCUUUUACAAUUCAAUUUGUUUAAUUCCACUGGCAAGCCAGGCAGGAUGGAUAGCUUGACGCUUUACGACGGUGAUAUUUACAAUGUGACGGUUAAAAAGAUCGACGAACUCUAUGUCAACAAUCACAUUGAAAAGAAACUAUUUAAAACACAAGGACCAAGUUUAAGUGUGAAGCUUUUCGCAACUGGCGCAAGUAAUGUUCACGGAUUCAUUGCUGAAGUUGUCACAUUGCCUAUAUCGGCAAUAGGAUUUAAUCGCGACGUACAGCACAAUAUAUCUUAUUCCGUGAUUUCGAAGUGUCAAGAAGACGCGGUAAAGUAUUCCAGUGCUGGCGAAGUAAAUGCUGUGAUUACAUUAGAAAGAAAUCAAUUUAUUAAUAAUUGUGAAAAACUAUAUGGAAACUUCAGUACGUGCAAGUCUGCAGUUUCGAUCGACAUUCAAAAUACUCAAUCUAUUUAUUUCAGAAAUAAUUUGGUCAUGAGAAAUCAAGGAGGACUGAAAAUUAGAGCAGACUCUCGCGGUUCUGCAACUUCUCUCAAAGGCUGGAUUCAUAACAAUCUGUUUGUAGAAAAUUUCGAUAAUCCAGUAUUGUACGUUGAAGGCCGACAAAGUAGUCCUUAUCAAGAAGUAACGAUAUUUAGAAAUUAUUUUACCAAGAACAAUGCAUCUUACGAGAACAACAUUAUUUUAAAGCAAGUCGUCAGUAAUAUGACCUUGAAUUACUUGCAUGGAAAUUUAGGAAAACACUUAUUAGAAAUUUCCGGUUUCGAACGGGUCCGACUUCCAAUAUACCAAAGCACGUCCCACAAUGGAUUUUACAAAAAUUACGCUUUAGAUCGCGAUGGACGAAGUACAAUAGUUGCGGGAACUCCAGGUCAACAAUAUGUAGACAAUAUUUUCUUUAAUCCUGACAACGAUUAUGAAAUGCUUACAAUCAAUAGAUCGCUCGUGGUCGACUCGGAAUGGUAUGCUAACCAAUUGGAGAUGUGGCGUUCGAGCGUUGACGCACGUCACAAUUACUGGGGCUACAACGAGACACUGGCGGUGGCUGGGCGCAUUCGCGAUCGAGGCGACUCGCCCGAGCUUCUGCAAGUCGACUACCAGCCUUAUCACAUGAACAAUCAGUCCGUGCUAACCGGAAAAUGUCCCCCAGCUUGGGAUCUAGUCGGCGACACUUGUUACAUCUACGUCGGAGCGCCGAUGGACUUUUAUGCAGCCCGCGAUUUCUGCAGGUCAGCAAAUGCAUCGAUGCCCUUCAUAAUGGGCGAUUACAUCGAAUUAUGGAAAUUCUUACGGAAGCAACAAGAUCGCUUCGAUUAUUCCGAACGUGUUUGGAUUCAACAGAUCGAGAAAGUUGAUCAAUGCACGAUGUUUACGUAUCAAACGAUUGAAAUUGACCAUUGUGGUCAACCAAAUCCAUUCGUUUGCGAAAUCGAUCCCAGAGUUUAUAUCGAUCCUCUCUCUUGGAGGAAGGACAUCGUCGCAGUCGGUGUACUAAGUGCAAUAGGAGUUGCUCUCGCUUUAUUAGCAACUGCUGUUUUGCUUUGGGUUUCAAAAUCGAAGAAGCGUCGCAUCGAACGACUUGAAAGAAGAAAUUCUAUUAGGCAGUCACUACAUUCACUGCGCUCAGUAGGUUCCACUUCAGGUUUUUCAGAGCUGACUUACCAAAGAAGAAAACCUAUAGCGACAAAACAGUCAACCGAUACAUUGAAUUCCCGUUCCUUGGACUAUAAGAAAAUGUCGAACGGUGGUAGCCUUGACUCGAUGGACAAGUCGCAGCUAAACUCAUCCCUCGAAGAUAACCAUUGCUACGACGUCUAUGAGCCGCACAAUCCGCGCUAUUCACCCGGCACGAGUACCGGGGGACCUGGACAGAAAUUCGUCGGUGACAAUCCAGCUUAUGACUUAACCUACCGAAACGAAGGUUUUCGUAACCAUUCAACCUUCACAUCGCGUAAUAACAGCGCUUGGCAAUCCGAGGCCAACAGUGUCGCCUCGCCCGAGGACAUGGUGACGCCGAUGAACGAGCACGUGGAUGUCUCCUCCGGCUACCUGCACAACGUGUCAACGUUGCCUCUGAACUCGAGCCUCGGUGCAAGCGACUCCAUCAGCGAACUCAAGCGCGAUUUACGCGCCAAUUCCUCGUUGGAUUACAACAACGUCGCCGUGAACGGCCUCGGGGACAGCCACUACGAGACGAGCCCGAUAACGCCGGUCUCGGAGCCCGUCCCCGAGUACUUUGGGGCCCAUAGUGCGACCCUGCCCCACGUACCGCACCACGUUCACCACCAGCAGCACCAGCCCCACCACCACUAUUACUACGAAGAUCGACCGAGAAGCGAGGCUCUCCUCGAGACCAACCUCGACGAGGACAGGCCCCUGAGAUCGAAGAGCGAAGCCAUCCUCGAGACCAAUUUUGACGCAUUUGCGCCCAAUGAGCCGACCGAGCUCACCCACCUUUCGACGGCCGCGAGAAGCAAGAGCCAACCCCUUGAGACGGCCAUGUGAAUAUUGAACAGACUCAAUCUCAUUCGUCCGCUUCCCGGUAUCCUCGACUGCAUCGAGGGAAAA